UAGAUUUCCGAAGCGAGUCUCAGCUGUUCUGAAACGCAGUUCUUCACCUCUUCAACUUCCAAGCGACAAUUCUCAAAUCAAGAAUGCCAAACGUUCCUUCAACCUCGAUCAGAACCCUAUCGACUCUACAAUCCAAUUAAGCUAGAGUAAUGCUAAUCGAAUACUACACAAGUUCCCAUUUCUGCAAUUGCCAAAACCUGGAUCUCUAAACCCAACCCUAACAGAUCCAAAUCCGUUAUAACGGCCGAUGUCUUGCUUGGCGCUCUCUCUACAACCGGCAAACGGAUCUGACAUCCUCCUCCAGACGCGCGAGUGGUUCCCACCCUCACGCGCCCUCGGUGCACUCUCCGCCUUCCGUCACACACGCCACGCUUUCGCCGCCAGCGCAAAGAACCCCAAUGCCGUCCCCGAUGACGCCUACGCAGCAGAGUCCAUCGGCGAUGACCCCCUCGCCGCGUCCAGUGGCCAGGUCAUCGUCGGCGUCGAGAGUCGCUACCGAAUCGUGUAUCGCCUGGUCAACGGAAUUUACGUCCUUGGAAUAACCGUCGCCGACCAUGAUAACUCCGUUAACGUCUUCGAGUGCAUUCACAUCGUCAACCAGGCCGUCAGCGUCGUCGUCACCGCCUGUCGUGGCGUCGACGUCACGCCGGAGAAGCUCAGCCGCAAGUACGCUGAGAUCUACAUGGCUCUGGAUAUCGUCCUCCGCGGCGUCAGCAACAUCCGCCUCGCCGCCAUGCUCGCCACCCUGCACGGCGAAUCUAUUGCCAAGAUGGUCCACUCUGCCGUUGACACUGAGAACAAGAUCCGCGGAGCCGACACCUGGUCAGCCGUCGAGAUCCACUCGCUCGAGCAACAGGCCGCGAUCGAUGCCUUCUCUGGCACCCGAUUUGAGCUU
Messenger RNA from Arachis ipaensis, 895 nucleotides. RefSeq names its product muniscin carboxy-terminal mu-like domain protein. Lineage: Eukaryota; Viridiplantae; Streptophyta; Magnoliopsida; Fabales; Fabaceae. The record is from RefSeq and is a predicted model, not a curated record.